GCUUUUUUCCUAUGUUGUUGUUGCUGCGAUAAUAAAAAUAAAAUAAUUGUACGCCAAUGCUCGACUGGAUAUCGUAUGUUUUCAAUAUUAUGAAAGCCAUAUUAUUUAUCCAUUUAUCACAAAAGAAAAAGGUUCUUGAUGAAAGCCCGUGCUAGCAAUUACCGCUUUUCGGAUAUCCAUCGCGCCCGACGGCAGUUGAAUAUUAAUUGCCCGUGAAUAAUCGCCACUGUCGGUGUACAGUCGACGAUUCCACCGAAAAUUUAAAAAGGUAUCUUUUUCUUAUAGCCGUUGUCUUUGGUGUCUGCCGUCGUUGGCCGUUGUACACCUACCGUCGUAUAUGGUGCGCUCGAGAUGGCGAAAAAGCGGCAAGACCACGAAAAGAAGAGUCCGUGGGCGUGGGCCGAAAGUACACAUCCUAACGACAUAGACUACGAACACCUGUGCAAAGCGUAUCGUCUCAAUUAUCCAAAAUGCAAGCCGCUCUCUUGUCGGCGCAAUUGUAGAAACAAUCCGUAUUGUUUAUCGGGACUCGGCGAACAACGCUGGCUACAAGACAAAGUGCGAACGCCCGUUCCUGAUUAUGAAGACCCCGAACUGGAGCGUCGUCAGAAUAAUAAAUUUGUAGGUUUAAAAAACUUAGGUGCUACUUGUUAUAUUAACAGUUUACUGCAACUAUGGUUUCAUAAUAUUAACUUUAGGAAAGCUAUUUUCAAUUGGAAUCCAGAAGAAGACUCUGGGGAGAAACAAAACCAAACUUUGUAUGUUGAAGAUGCCUACACACCGGAGACUAGCGUCGGCCACUUGCAAUUAGUGUUUGCGCUCAUGCAAUGCGGUAUACAACGAUCGGUGGACCCAGGCGAUUUUAUUACCACUCUCAGAAUUAAUACGGGCAUCCAACAAGACGCCCACGAAUUUUCAAAUUUAUUCUUGUCCAUGUUAGAAAGCAAAUUCAGCACUCAGUCGGACACCUCGGUCAGGGAUAUGGUCAAAGACAAUUUCCUCGGCGAAUACAAAUACAUUACCACGUGUGUGAAUUGUAAAUUAGAAUCUACGCAGCUGUCGACGUUUUACGAACUGGAUCUGAACAUCAAAGGCCAUAAGUCGCUAAACGAUAGUCUACAAGAAUUUCUCAAAGAAGAACACCUUACCGGGGACAAUCAGUACUACUGUAACUAUUGUAAUAGCAAACAAGAUGCCGUCAGGAGAAUAUGUUUAACGAAUUUACCUCCUGUACUGAAUCUUCAAUUCAUGCGUUUCGUAUACGACAGGCAAACGAUGCAGAAGAAAAAACUAAACACUUACAUACAGUUUUCGCAGACGUUAGACAUGGCCAAGUAUUUGAAUUUGCCGUCUCAACUCGAUGAAGCGUCUAAAGAAAAACACAUGUACAAUUUGUGUGCAGUGCUCAUUCAUAAAGGCUCAAGCGCAUAUUCCGGCCACUAUAUAGCUCAUAUAAACGAUAUUGCCGCCGAAGAGUGGUACAAGAUCAACGACGAAAAUGUAGAGAAACUCAAAGGCAAAGGUUUGAAUUUGUGCACAGAAGACGAAUUCAAAGUAAACGGUUCUAAAAUAGCCAAAGCUCCCAAGAUCCAAAAGGGUAUGCUACAAACGAAUAACGCUUACAUGUUGGUUUACAUGCACAUCAGCAUGGUGAAAAAAUUGAAAACCGAGUCUUACGACUGGAAGCUAUCGCCUCGGUUGGCGCACCUGGUCAACGCCCGUAACGAUAACUUUGAAAACACCAUAUUGAACAUAAAAAGCAAUCGUGAGUACGUCGAGGAUAAAGACAAGGAAUUCGUCGAACAAAUGUUGAACCUAAUCACCGAAAUGAACGUGGUGUCUGUAAAAGAAGACGAAAUGGAAGCGAUUUCGUUGCAGUGGUUGAACUAUUGGUUCAAAAUUACUCCCAAUCAAAGCGUCAACGAAAUCAGCAAUCUAGCCGUGUUGUGCAAACAUGAUCUGCUCGACCCCGACAAAGUCUCUGAAGUUAAAUUUAUUAGAACCGAAUUGGCCGAAAAACUGUACGGAAUAUUCCAAGGCGGUCCGAGACUGAAACUGAAGACUUCUUUGUGUUUGAAAUGUGUACGGAAUAAGUGUGCCUUACUGUACACGAAAACUGUGACUUCUGAACAAAACAAGACCAUAAACACACUCUUACAAAACUGGAAUCCUAUUAAUAUCUCAGAAAAUAAGCCGUGUUAUUGGGUCGGAAAGGAUUCGUUAAAAAAUUGGCGUCGCAUGUAUUUACAGUUGUUUGAGUAUUUCGUCCAAAACCGCGAUGUUUCGCCGGGCAUAACUCUUCCGCUCAACCCCGAAGUAUUGUCGGCGGUGUUUGACUCGAAUAACAGUUUCGACGACAAAAACAAUAGCAGUGUUCGAUCUCAAUCCAAUUGUCAGCCGGCUCAAAUGGGUGGAAUUACGCUCGGGUCCGUCGAUCAGAGUCUCAAGCUGGCCCGAAUGUUGAUCAACAAUUCGGAGACAGUUUUCAAAACGCUGCAACUUACAAAGUUCCAGCCGUUUCACAUAUCCCUGCUCGAAUUGGAAUCGGUAUUGGUGGAAAUGAUGAACAUACUGACUUCGGUGAUUGCGAGGAAAGUUAACGGAGAAAUAUCCAUCGACAACAAGCACGAUCUCGACGUAAUCAAAACCGAGGUGAAUUCCAAAUGCGAGAGCAAAAUUUCCAUCGAGAGCGACUCGAAAACGGACGACGAACACAAAGAAGACGACGACAGAAUGGACGCCGAAGACGUAAGCCCAGAAGAAAAAGACAAACACGAAGAUUCCGAUUAUUUGGAUGUGAAACACGACAAAGAAUGUAUGUCUUGGGUGUUCAACGACGACAUCACGUGUGUUCACGGUGACUUGACCAUCGAACAGAACGUCAAGCGUUUGAUUCCGGAAACCGUGUGGAACAUCCUUCAUUCGUACUUCCCCAGAGCACCGAUAUUUAAUAAAGAAAUCGAACCUUGUCAUUAUUGUCGAAACAUGCACAAUCAAGGCGAGAUUACGAAAAAUAUUCACAAGCAAUCAGCCAUGACUGAAAAAGAACUGUUGAGUGAUUUGCUGUUAAACAAGAAGCGACCGAUUCCUUCGCGAGAAAAUUCACCUUAUCCCUGCGUCACCAAAGACUUUUUGGAAUCUUGGCGAAGGUUUAUCAGAAACCCAUCAAAAGAACCGAGGCCGGAUUCAAUUGUAAACGAAUCGCUGCUGUGUAGUGAACAUAAUGGACUACUUUUUGAACCUGGUUCGGCAGUGUUUCCCUCUGAUCAAAAUCCAUUAGCGCUGUUGACCAAAGACGAAUGGGAAAUCAUUUCACGCUGUUAUCAGACCGAUUAUGGAGUGUUUUUAUAUUUUGGCGAGUACGGAGAGUUUAAAACGUCGAAACCAGAAAUAUGUGAACCCUGUCGUAAGAAAAAACUGGACGAGGAAAAACGGGAACAAUUGAAAUACAACAAAGCGAAAGUUUUCAUUAAAGUCGUCGAAAAAGAAGAACGCGAAGACGGUUGCAAGUAUAACGGCAUCGACGACAAGGAUGAAUUGUGGGGCAAUUGCUCGAAGAAAAUGAAACUAGAACCGUCGGUAAACGGUAACAGCGUACCCGUAGCCGUGCCCACUGACGUCAGCAACAGCGCCUCCCUCGAAUACGGCAUAAGGAGGAGUGCGAGAAAUAGAAGACCUAGGGGCGAACUGAUAGUAGUAUCUUCGAACGAAACGUUACUUGAUCUCAAAAUGAAGAUCAUGAGUGCGUUCAACGUCAUGCCCAAUGAUCAGCAUCUGAAAACUGCAGAAGGCGUGCAGUUGAGCAAUAACGAAGCCACGUUAGCCGACCUUGCUAUUCUUCCCGAUUCGCUAAUUUUAGCAAAAUUUGACGAACCCACGGAAGAUUUACCGGAGUUUGUCGUCGAGGAAGAAGCCGGUUUUAAAGGUACCGAACUCAUGAGUUGAAGAAGAAGACACCACCCUAUCCGAAUUAUGUGGCAAUAAUUUAUACACGGUUACAUAAUAAUAAUGUAUAAUAGUAAAAAAAAAAAAAAAAGGAAAA
This is a messenger RNA of Adelges cooleyi (spruce gall adelgid), 4042 nucleotides long. RefSeq names its product ubiquitin carboxyl-terminal hydrolase 48-like. Gene Ontology annotation, biological process: protein deubiquitination. Gene Ontology annotation, molecular function: cysteine-type endopeptidase activity; protein binding; cysteine-type deubiquitinase activity. The record is from RefSeq and is a predicted model, not a curated record. Bases 352 to 3945 code for a protein of 1197 amino acids. Gene Ontology annotation, cellular component: nucleus; cytosol. The transcript is spliced from 18 exons. NCBI's taxonomy places the organism in Eukaryota, Metazoa, Arthropoda, Insecta, Hemiptera, Adelgidae.